AUGUGCGGAACCGACGCUCCCAGCGGCGCCAAUGGCGCGGCCAACGGCCAGAACCCUGCCAACUUCCGCUCCAACCCCUACCAGCCCGUCGGUGACUUCCUCUCCAAUGUCGGCAGCUUCAAGAUUAUCGAGUCUACUCUCCGCGCCCUUGACGAAUUUGGCGUCGAUUACAUCGAGUUGACCUCUCCCGCUGCCUCGGAGCAGUCUCGGAGGGAUUGCGAGGCCAUCUGCAAGCUCGGCCUCAAGGCUAAGAUCUUGACUCACGUCCGUUGCGAUAUGCGCGAUGCCAAGCUCGCUGUAGAGACCGGUGUCGACGGCCUCGAUGUCGUCAUUGGUACUUCCAGCUUCCUCCGCGAGCACAGCCACGGCAAGGAUAUGGCCUACAUUGAGAAGACCGCCGUUGAGGUUAUUGAGUAUGUCAAGUCCAAGGGACUUGAGGUUCGCUUCUCCUCCGAGGAUUCCUUCCGUUCCGAUCUCGUCGAUCUCCUUUCCCUCUACCGCGCGGUUGACAAGGUCGGUGUUCACCGUGUCGGUAUUGCCGAUACCGUCGGCUGUGCCUCUCCUCGCCAGGUCUAUGACCUCGUCCGUACCCUCCGCGGCGUUGUUUCGUGCGAUAUCGAGACCCAUUUCCACGACGAUACUGGCUGCGCCAUUGCCAACGCCUACUGCGCCCUCGAGGCUGGUGCCACCCACAUCGACACCUCGGUUCUCGGUAUCGGCGAGCGUAACGGUAUCACCCCUCUUGGUGGCUUGAUGGCUCGCAUGAUCGUCACCAGCCCCGAGUACGUCAAGAGCAAGUACAAGCUCCACAAGCUCAAGGAGCUCGAGGAUUUGGUCGCCGAGGCUGUUGAGAUCAACACUCCCUUCAACAACCCCAUUACUGGUUUCUGCGCCUUCACCCACAAGGCUGGUAUCCACGCCAAGGCCAUCCUUAACAAUCCCAGCACCUACGAGAUUCUCAACCCUGCCGACUUCGGUCUUACCCGCUACGUCCACUUCGCCUCGCGCUUGACCGGCUGGAACGCUGUCAAGACCCGUGUUGGCCAGCUUGGUCUCGAGAUGACCGACGACCAGGUCAAGGAAUGCACUGCCAAGAUCAAGGCCCUUGCCGAUGUCCGCCCCAUCGCCAUCGACGACGCCGAUUCGAUCAUCCGUACUUUCCACCUCAGCCUUCACGAGCAGAACAAGCUCCAGACUCCCGCUCUCGUCGAGAACUAA
Sordaria macrospora k-hell is the source of this 1218-nucleotide messenger RNA. Lineage: Eukaryota; Fungi; Ascomycota; Sordariomycetes; Sordariales; Sordariaceae. The record is from RefSeq and is a predicted model, not a curated record.